This is a messenger RNA of Aquila chrysaetos chrysaetos, 4809 nucleotides long. RefSeq names its product BPI fold-containing family C protein-like. Lineage: Eukaryota; Metazoa; Chordata; Aves; Accipitriformes; Accipitridae. The transcript is spliced from 16 exons. The record is from RefSeq and is a predicted model, not a curated record. The coding region runs from base 1 to 1653 and encodes 550 amino acids. Gene Ontology annotation, molecular function: lipid binding.
AUGAUUGGGGCGUUCGGGCUGUGUCCGCGCAUGCGCCGGAAGGAGUCAGCCGAUCCCGGGGUGGCGGCCGUGGCGGGUCUGGUUCUUGUUCGCCUCCGUUAUCGAGGUUGUUUUGCUGCUGUUGUUCAGCGGUGGCCUGUGCACCUCGGCGGUUUAUUCCCGCCGUGCCUGCAAGGGGGAACAGCCCUAUCUGUGUCCUUUUGGCACGCAGGGGGCCGGUCAGAAAAAGGAGACCGAAACUUAAAAAAUUCUGUCCUGGGCUACGGGCACAAUCUCCUUUAUGUUAUCCGAACAUGGUCAUCCAACCCAGGGAGCAGGAUUGGGAUGGAGCUCCUGAAGCAAGCAGUAUUGAAAGAGACCUUCCCAAGCUGGAGUGGGCAGGAGAGUUUCUCGGUUGUUAAGGUCAACUACGUCAUUUCAAGGCUCAGAAUUAAUGCUGUAGAUUUCCCAGAAACUUCUGCUUCUUUUAUUCCUGGCACUGGCGUUAGUCUGUCAGUGGCACAUGCUUCUGCUACAAUCAGUGCAGACUGGAGAAUGAACACGUGGCUGCUCAAAGACCAAGGAGGAAUUACUGUGUCCAUCUCAGGACUGUUCAUUGCAGUUAUCUUCAAAGUGUCAAGGGAUAGCACAGGCCGCUUGUCCAUGUUGCUACACAAUUGCCAGCUGAGCAUUAAUAGUUUAAAAGUCAAGUUAAAUGGAGGAUCUAGCUGGAUCUACAGGUUUCUGUCUGGUUAUCUUGAGAAGCCCAUUCACACCAAAUUGGAUAAAAAUCUAUGCCUAAACAUCAAAUACAAAGUCCAACUGAUGGAUGCACAGCUAAAAAAGUAUAAGGUCUUAAGCCAGAUUGAUGCCUUUGCACAAAUAGACUAUUCCCUAGUUAGUUCUCCAGCAGUCUUCAAAUCACACAUUAACUUGGAUUUGAAGGGCACAGUCUAUCCAGUAGGAAAUCACACAGAACCUCCCUUUGUGCCAGCUCCAUUUGGUCUCCCAAACCAGGGUGAUUCCAUGCUCUACCUGGGAGUCUCAAGUUAUUUUAUUAAGUCUGCUUCACUGGCUUACUACAGAGCAGGGGUCUUUAACAUCACCAUCUCCAAAGAGCUUGCUACUACUUUUAACCUAAAUACCGCCUUAUUCAAAGAUUUUGUUCCUGAGAUUGCUCUAAGCUAUGUAACAGCAUGCCCAGUGCUGCUGAAGCUGAUGGCUACAUCACCACCUGCGGUCAGUUUAAAUGCAGACAGAUGCAUCUUACAGAUCACUGGCUGUGUAGAAGUGUUUGCUGUUCUGCCAAAUUCAACCACCCAGUACAUCUUUACAGGGAAUCUAACAGCCAGUACCAGAGGCAAUCUGACAAUAACCAAACAGAAGUUGAUUAUCUCAUUACUUCUGAAGAGGCUCCAGUUCUCCCUGCUGCACUCCAUUCUUGGCUUCUCUGAGAUUUCACUGGCGGAGAAUUUUCUGUCUUAUGCUUUACGGAGCGCAGUGAUCCCAGUAAUCAAUGAUAAACUAGGAAAAGGAUUUCCUCUUCUUAACUUGGCCCACACUACCCUGACUAGACCUGUAAUAAGAAUGAAUCAGGGUCAUCUGGUGAUUUCCACUGAUGUUCACUACAAACGUGAGGAAGGGGGAGAUGAGGACCUUCACAGUCACUCCUAAUGUCCCUUUACUUUUAAACAACAAUAAGAGAAAAAUGUAGUCUCCCUUCCGCUGGCUUGUAGGGAGUAGAUGCUAUAACACUAGAAGCAUGGCUUUUCGUCACUAUUUUUAAUGUUCUAGUAAAACUUCUUAAUCACUUUUCACAAACUAAAUCUGUUGGGUUUUAGUACAGUGAGUGUAGCUGAGUGUUACUGAUGCUUUAGAAAACUUGUUGCAGCCUGAUGAGAAGGGGUGACUGGUUCUUUUCACUACUUAUAGACACCACAUUUCAUUAAUUUUAGGAACCAGUUCUUGCAUUAUUCAAUUUAUCUCCAUUAGUGUUAGCAAAACUUUGUGUAUGGAGUGAGACCUUAUUCUUCGCAAGAAUUUCACAAUUUGGCCCUUUUUAACUGGAUACCAAGGGUAGGAACAGGUUUAUAAAAUCCAAUGAAUUACCAUAGAAUUAUAGAAACAUAUUAUCUAGUCCAGACACUGGCUCAAAACAGGACUAAUUAGAUCAGGUAGCUGAGGGCUGUGUCCAGUCGAGUCUUGAACCCCUCCAAGGAUGGACAUUCCACCAACCUCUCUGGGCAACCUGUUCCACUAUUUAACUACCUUCAGAAUAAUUUUUUUUUCCUAAUAUCUAAUCAGUAUUUCCUAUGUUCCAACCUGUUCUGUUGCCUUUUGUCCUAUCACCGCACACUUCCAAGAAGAGUCUGGCUCCAUUUUCUCUGUAUUCUCUGAUCAAAAAGUUGUAGACAACAAAAAGCUCUUUCAAGCCCUCUCUUCUCCAGGCUGAAGAGGCCUGAUCUCUCAGACUCUCCUUGUAGGUCAUGUUCUCCAGCCCCCUUGGUGGCACCUGCUGGACUUGAUCCAGGAUGUCGACAUCCUUCUUGUACUGGGGAGCCCAAACUGGACACAGUACUCCAAAUGCAAGUGUCAAAUAGAGGGGAAGGAUCACUUACCUGGACCUGCAGACUUAUGUUCGACUUGUUGUCCACCAGGACUCACAGAUCCUUUUCUGCAGAGCUGCUUUCUAAACAGCCACCAGCUUGUACUGCUGCUGGGAGUUAUUUCUUCCCAGAUGCAAGACUUCACACUUGCUUUUGUUAACUUUAUGUGGUUCCUGUCAGCUCACUUCUCCAGCCUGUCCAGGUUUCUCUGAAUAGAAGCACUGCCCUCCAGCGUGUUGACUGCUCCCCCCCAAUUUGGUGUCAUUCACAAACUUGUCGAGAGUGCACCCUGUCCCAUCAUCCAGCUGGUAUUAAACAGUAUUGGUCACAGUACUGUUUCCUGUGGGACCUCAACUAGUUACUGGUCAACAGCUGGAUUUUGCUGGUCAAAGCUCUUUGAUUCUGGCAGUCCAGCCAAUUUUCCACCUACCUUCUCCAGCCCAUAUGUCACCAACUUGGUGAUGAGACUAAGGGAGACUGUGUCAAAGGCCUUGCCGAAAUCAAGGUAUAGAACACCACUGCCCUCCCCUUGUCCACAGUCCCAGUCAGCUCAUCACUGAAAGCAAUGAGGUUGGUCCGGAAUGGUCUGCCCUUGGAAAACCCAUGCUGGCUGCUCCCAGUCACCUUCUUAUUCUUCAUGUGCUUUAGAAAUAGCUUCUAAGACAUUUUGCUCCAUAACCUUCCCAGGGACUGAGGUGAGACUGACUUCUCUGGAUCAUCCUCCUUGACCUUCUUGAAGACAGGUGUGACAUCUGCCUUCUUCCAGUCAUGAGGAACCUCUCUCAAGUGCCACGACUUUUUGAAGGUGAUAGAUAGGCAGCAGCUUCACAAUGAGAUCAGCUGGGCAGAACCUUCAGCACCUCCAGAUGCAUCUGGCUUGGUCCCAUGGAUUUGUGUAUGUCCAGCUGGGUUAAGUGAUCCUGAAGUCUGUCUUCCUCCACUGUGGGUGCUGCCCACAGACUCUGCUAGGAGCUCAGCGGCCUGGGAGGCCAGAGAACAAGUCUUGCUAGUGAAAACGGCCUUUUCUGUGUCUCUUGUCACUAGUGCCCCGGCCCACUGAGCAAUAAGCCCACAUUCUCCUUAGCCUUUCUUGUACUAUCGAUGUACUUACAGAAACCUUUCCUGUUGCCCUUCACCUCCCAAACUAAUUUCAGCGCCAACUGAACUUUGGCUUUCCUGACUUCAUUCCUACAUGUGCAAGCAAUAUCUUUGUGUUCCUUCCAAGUAGCUGGUCUCAGUUUCCAUCUUCUGUAUGCUUCCUUUUUGUGUUUGAGUUCACUCAGGAGCUCCAUGUUCAUCCAUGCUGGCCUUCUGCCACAGUUGCUCAACUGUCUGAACAUUGUAAUGGACCGUUCUUAUGCUCUGAGGCGGCUGCCCUUGAAGAUUAGCCAGCUUUUCUGGGCCUCUGCUCUCCAGGGCAAUUUCCCACAGAUGCUGCCAAGCAGGUCCCUGAAAUCUGCUCAUCUCAAGUCUGUGGUUGUAAUUCUGUUCUUUGUCUCGCUCGCUCCUCCCAGGAUCUGAAACUCCACAGUCUCACGCUCACUGCAGCCAAGGCUGUCCUUGGCCUUUACAUCAUCCAGCAGUUCUUCCUUGUUUGUGAGUAGCUGCAGCUCUUUGAGGGUAUCAAUCUCCAAAUAAUUUUGUACCGCUUGUAUUUGUAAAAUGGAGCUGGAAGAUUUCUUUUGUCUUAUGUCAGUGUCACCAGAGACAUUCAACCAAGAGAUAGUAAAAGUGUAUGGAAAGGAAAACUAGUCUACAAAUGUCACGCUACAGAAAGUUCAGUUCCAACGUGGGACAGAAAUGUGGCUUGCAUUUGAUUUUUAGCUGAAUCAGUUUAUUUAUCUAGCUGGCUGCUACAGUUUUUUACUAAAAAAAAGCAUCCUGAAACCCAACAGCAGUAAAUCACAACAGGACUUCCAGUUCAUUGUGUUCUGUGGUAGGUGAAGAGUGACUAGAAGAAGAACAGAAAAAGAACUCAAAAGAAAUGGAGAUUUAUAAAUAGUUUGGUGUCCCUCAUUGAUAACACUUCAGGCACUUUCUUCUGCCUAUUUGGGGAAGAAUUCAUGAGAUGGGGAAAAAGAGAACUAAAGCCCUGGUGCCCAUCUCUUCUCUCUUCCAGUGGUGCUUCAGGACCAACAGACGAGUGUCAUGGCCACGUGGGCCUUUUCAAACCAGAGCUGUGGCUUAGCACGACACUGCCCCUUAAGCUCUAGUCCUCUGGCUG